AUGCCUAUCGAUUACAGCCGAUUUGACGCGAUCGAGGUGAGCGACGAUUCCGAUAUCGAAGUUCACCCCAACGUGGACAAGCGGUCUUUCAUCCGAGCGAAGCAAAACCAGAUCCACCAGGAGCGUCAACAGAGGAAGAACCGCAUUGCGGCACUCAAGUAUGAGCGUAUCAUCAAUAGUGCCCUGCUGGGCCGGAUAAUAUCUCUCUUGGACUCGCUCAAGUCCCACGCUUCCGAGGCUACGACUGGAAACCAGGCCGAGAUUGCUUUCAAGGCCGUCUUGUCUGCCGCCGGAAACCCCAAAGACGACCAGCCGCCCCCGCGACCAGAGGGGGUCUUCAGCGAUGACCAGCCUCUUCCUACAUACUCGAAAAUGAUGAUGCAACUAUUGGACCAAGUGAACAAGACCCUUGAGGAGAAGAAGCCCGAUGAUCGGUAUGCCGCAAUGAUGGAAGAGAUUCAGGAGCACGUGGAUAAGAUCAAGGAGCUGCAGAAGGAACAGGCAAAGGAGCUGGAGACACUCGAGAAGGAAGAAGGGAAGAAGAUUACGAGCGACAGCAUCCAUGAUGGGUUCAACAGUUCAUAUGUGAACAAGGCAGGGCCGUCGGAGAAGAAGGAGGACACCAAGGUGGAGCUGCUGAAUCCUAACUUUUCCACCUCUGCAUCGGCAUCAGGAGCGUCUUCAUCAGACAAGGUCGCGGUGGACGAUGAUGACGAAGUGGAAGCGUCGCCUACCGCCAAGAAGUUUUCGGAGAUUGGUGUCAACGAAUACCAGGCCAGUUUGAAGUUCCUGGCUCAGCACCCAGAGAUCUUGACGGAGCGUGAGACGGACGGAUUGCUUGUGCUUGCGUUUGACGCAGCCCUGGAGCGCAAGGACGACUUGGCUCGUCAAUGCGUUCACCAGGCGCUCUUGCUGCAAUACUGCCGUGCGCUGGGCAAGGAUGGCGUUGCGCUCUUCUUCAAGCGAAUCACGACCAAAGGACACCAAGCACAAGAUGUCUUCUAUAAGGAUGUCCAGGAGACAUACAUGAGAAUCAAGAACAGGUCGGCUGAGAUCAUCGCCGAGAGGGCCAAGGAGCCGACAGAGGUCGAGCAGAUUCAACUACAUGCCAUGGAGCCUGGUACUACGAUCCAGAUCAGAGUACCCCCCGCCGACACCGAGGACCCAGAUGACCAGGCGGCCCGGAAGAUUUUUGAUAGCUUUGCCCCCGAUAUGAAGAAGGCACUGGAGUCUGGCGAACUGGAUGAGGUCAACAAGGUGCUGGGGAACAUGAAGGUCGAGGACGCGGAGGAGUUGGUUGGUCUCUUUGGCGAGGCCAAUAUUCUUAGCCUCGAAGAGGAGCUGAUUGAUGCCACGACUGAAGAAGGACAGAGACAGCUCAGAGAAAUGGAAGCAGCAGCAGCAGCCGAGAGAGAGGCCCAGAGAGAGGAGGUGGGCGAUCCUGAGUGAAGAUGACUUGUACCGACUCACCGGUUCACCGUGUUACUGGAGGGAAAGAUUGAAAAGCACGAGAGGGUAACGCUUGCAGGAUGAUGAUGAUACCAACCAAAGGAAUGGAAAUGCGUGGGAUCAAUCAAUCAAAUGGGAUACUUUUCGAGUUAUUUGGCAAAUAUUUCGUCGAGGUUCGCCUUGCAUGGGUUGACAGCUAAAAGAUAUGUAAUAAUAGGGACCAAAAGGCACAUGCGGGCUGUGUUUCCUGCCAAG
Trichoderma virens Gv29-8 is the source of this 1704-nucleotide messenger RNA. RefSeq lists its product as uncharacterized. The transcript has 3 exons. Gene Ontology annotation, molecular function: heat shock protein binding; protein-folding chaperone binding; protein kinase binding. The record is from RefSeq and is a predicted model, not a curated record. Bases 1 to 1449 code for a protein of 482 amino acids. Gene Ontology annotation, cellular component: cytoplasm. Lineage: Eukaryota; Fungi; Ascomycota; Sordariomycetes; Hypocreales; Hypocreaceae. Gene Ontology annotation, biological process: protein stabilization; protein folding.